GCGACGGCAGCUGGGGGCAGUGACAGCUCGGAGCUCCGCUAGGCUAGGCGGCGGCGGGGCGACAAACCGCACGGCGAGGGAAGGAACACCGAGCGGCCCCGGCAGCUGCUGUCUCCUCAUUCCCAGUCCCUGGUACCUCUCCGCUCUUCCUUGCGCGCAAGAUGGCUGACCCGGCUGCGGUGCCGCCACCGAGCGAAGGCGAAGAGAACACGGUCCGCUUCGCCCGCAAAGGGGCCCUCCGGCAGAAGAACGUCCACGAGGUGAAGAACCACAAAUUCACCGCUCGCUUCUUCAAGCAGCCCACCUUCUGCAGCCACUGCACUGACUUCAUUUGGGGAUUCGGAAAACAGGGAUUUCAGUGUCAAGUGUGCUGUUUCGUAGUCCAUAAGAGAUGCCAUGAAUUUGUCACCUUCUCCUGCCCGGGUGCUGAUAAGGGCCCAGCCUCUGAUGAUCCACGGAGCAAGCACAAGUUUAAAAUCCAUACUUAUUCCAGUCCAACAUUUUGUGACCACUGUGGCUCUUUGCUGUAUGGGCUCAUUCACCAAGGAAUGAAAUGUGACACCUGCAUGAUGAACGUGCACAAGCGCUGUGUGAUGAAUGUCCCCAGCCUCUGCGGAACAGACCACACUGAGCGUCGAGGACGAAUCUACAUCAAGGCCCAGAUUGAUAAAGAUGUUCUUACUGUUGUUGUAAGAGAUGCAAAAAAUCUAGUACCUAUGGAUCCUAAUGGUUUGUCAGAUCCUUAUGUAAAACUGAAACUCAUUCCUGAUCCCAAGAGUGAGAGCAAGCAGAAGACUAAAACCAUCAAGUGUUCCCUCAACCCUGAGUGGAAUGAGACUUUUAAGUUUCAACUGAAAGAGGCUGACAAAGACAGACGACUUUCUGUGGAGAUUUGGGACUGGGAUCUGACCAGCAGGAAUGACUUCAUGGGGUCCUUGUCCUUUGGGAUUUCAGAGCUGCAGAAAGCUGGUGUUGAUGGAUGGUUUAAGUUACUAAGUCAAGAGGAAGGAGAGUAUUUUAAUGUUCCAGUUCCUCCUGAAGGAGAAGAAGGCAAUGAAGAGCUCAGGCAGAAAUUUGAGAGAGCCAAGAUUGGCCAGGGAACCAAGGUUACCGAAGAAAAAACAGCCAAUGCAAUAUCUAAAAUUGACAACAAUGGAAACCGAGAUCGGAUGAAACUGACUGACUUUAACUUCCUCAUGGUGCUGGGGAAAGGCAGCUUUGGCAAGGUCAUGCUUUCAGAAAGAAAAGGCACUGAUGAACUCUAUGCUGUGAAGAUCCUGAAGAAAGAUGUCGUGAUCCAGGAUGAUGAUGUGGAAUGUACAAUGGUGGAGAAGAGGGUUCUUGCUCUUGCUGGGAAACCUCCAUUCCUGACACAGUUGCACUCCUGUUUCCAGACAAUGGAUCGCUUGUAUUUUGUGAUGGAAUAUGUGAAUGGUGGAGAUCUCAUGUAUCAGAUACAGCAGGUUGGACGAUUUAAAGAACCGCAUGCUGUAUUCUAUGCAGCAGAAAUUGCUAUCGGUCUAUUCUUCUUACAAAGCAAAGGCAUCAUUUAUCGAGACCUAAAACUUGACAACGUAAUGUUGGAUUCUGAAGGCCACAUCAAGAUCGCUGACUUUGGCAUGUGCAAGGAGAACAUUUGGGAUGGAGUGACCACCAAGACAUUCUGUGGCACCCCAGACUACAUUGCUCCCGAGAUAAUUGCCUAUCAACCUUACGGGAAGUCGGUAGAUUGGUGGGCAUUUGGAGUGCUGCUGUAUGAAAUGUUGGCUGGCCAGGCUCCUUUUGAAGGAGAAGAUGAAGAUGAGCUUUUCCAGUCUAUCAUGGAGCACAAUGUGGCCUACCCCAAGUCCAUGUCAAAAGAAGCUGUGGCCAUCUGCAAAGGGCUAAUGACCAAGCACCCAGGUAAACGUCUGGGAUGUGGACCUGAAGGUGAACGAGAUAUUAAGGAACAUGCAUUUUUCCGGUAUAUUGACUGGGAGAAACUUGAACGCAAGGAGAUUCAGCCCCCAUACAAGCCAAAGGCUAGGGACAAGCGUGAUACGUCUAACUUCGAUAAAGAGUUCACCAGACAGCCUGUGGAACUCACUCCCACUGAUAAACUCUUCAUCAUGAACUUGGACCAAAAUGAGUUUGCUGGAUUCUCCUACACUAACCCAGAAUUUGUUAUUAAUGUGUAGAUGAGACGUGUAAUCCCGUGGUCAUGUCCAAAGUCGGCGACUUUAGACCAAGUUGUAAAUAGGAAUUCUAGUCUUCUGGGUACUAUUCACCAUGUGGAGAGAUUGUUUUCUGGGGCCUAUCUUUGUACAUGUAUCUUGCCAGCUUGUUUUCUACAUUUGGAAAUGUUUCAUUUGGAGCAAAAUGCAUUAACCUAAUAGCCAGAGGUCCAAUUUUUCCAGCCUCUAACCCAACCUUAGUUAUGCAUUGAAUGAGCAAAAAAUAUAUAUAUUCCAACUCCUGUGUCUGGUCCCCAAAAUGCUUCCAUCUUUGUAAUUUUUAAAAUCAGAAGCUGACAUUCUGGUCAAGUUUUUACAGUUACUCCACAGUGGGUUUUUUUUUCCUUUGAAUGCUAAGCAUGGUCGGUAUUUUUAAGAGUUGUGAGUAAGCUUUGCUGUUACUGUGAACUUAGUGUCUCUUAGAGGAACCUUUUGUUCAAGAAGCUGAGAUGAUUAAAUCUGAUUAAUGUAUUGAAGAUGUAUGCUUUACCCAUUUCUAUUUUUAAGUGCAUUGUAUAUAGUAUAACAGGCUUGAUGAAGCUACCGUCUUCCUCCUUCGCUCAUAGGAAAUGUAUCCACUUGGCCAUUCAUUCACUGUUUUUCAUGUUUAUUAAUGACUCAGGCAAAAAAAAAGUCUACGCAGCACUAAAUAAGCAAAAGAGAAGGCCAGAAGAGAAGUCGAAAUGGCUCCUGGGGUAUUGCUAAAUAGGGCAUUUCUGUCAAAAGGGUACGUUCCCUUUACUGCAGUCACACCAGGGAGGAAGGCAAGGGGGAGUGGGGCAGCACAAACCCCAGCGCUGAGCCCACUCAUGUCUCCGUGAGGGUUUCCUUACUCUAUAAAGGGGAUACAUCCAUCUUCCUCUCUCCAAAAAUAUAGAUGCCCAUGAAAUUCAGCAGGGAACAGUAAUGUGGUGAUUUCUAAAGGUCACUGGCAAGCUAUGAAGCCUCUGCCUCCUGAGCAUGUUCCUUUUUAUUUUGCCUCAUUUACCUCCUUUGUGAAAUGAUGGUUUCAGACUAAGUGAGCUAUAAAGAGCCUUGUGGCUCUGAUACUGUUCUAACAUUUCUUUUCUGACAUUCUAGGCUCUUCUGUUCUUCUUCUGACAAAUCUGACAAAAGCUUUUCCUUUUGGCCCAAGUAGGAGGAAGGCUUCCCAUUAGGGCCCACCUGCCUCCAUAAUACAUUUCUCAAUAAUCUUUCACAAAAUUCAGCCCCCAGUGCUAUUCACUUCUAUCUUCUUUUUAUAUUACUUUUCCCUUUGAUUCCGUUUGUGAAAACAUGGUAAUCCCAGCCUGGAUGUACCAUGCAAGAGGUCUCUGCUCCUGCCAAAGCUAGUAGGCAGUAGCAAAGAGCACUGCUGUCAGAUCGAAUGAAUUGUGAUGUUCUCCUAAGAUGACUCAGAGUUCUCCCCACCUCCACCACUCAUGUGUAUCCACUUGCCCAGUACAGCUCCCAUGGCUUAAAACCUGUACUGAGAUGUUUACAUUUCCAUCUACACACACACACACAAUUUGGGGUCAUCUUCUCCAAAACUUGGCAGUGUUGCCCAUUAUAAUUCAUACUUAUAGAGACCAGAAGAAUGGAAGUUGGGGAAAAGAAAAUGUAUGUAUUUUUUUGUGGGUUGUUGAAAAACAUUUUUUUUUGCCUUUUUAAACUAAAUGCCAAUGUUUUGCCCCUAGACACAUCUUUUUUUGAUAUGAUAUAUUAGGGAAUCAAGCUGUAGCAAUCCUGAUGACUUUGUUCUCUCCUAUAUCCCUCUGCCAGCCACAGUCACUUUUUACAUGGGCAGGAAAGAUCUUUUUUGGCAAAAAUAUUGCAAGAUGCUUACAUAUAACAAAAUGAAAAUCCAUGGAAUGUGUCAAAACAAAGCAAACAGAAUAAAGAGCAACUGGCCAUAUAACCCUGAGACUAAUUUUCUCUAGAAUUCAAUUUCCUCACCUAAAAAAUGAGAGAACCAUUACACAAUUUGUCUUGAAUUGGGCAGGGCAUCAUAAAGAUAUAUAGAGGCUUGAGAAGGCCUUCCUUCUCCUUCCUCCCAGAUGACAGGUAGGGAGAAAUAAAAUUUGUCAAUACCCUGAAAAACCAAAAUUUUCCCUGCUAUUUGUCCUUUUGGCUUAUGUCUGACAUCAUCCUCCCAGGCUCUUUUUGCUGCCCCCUUGAUACAGCCAUGGUAUACUGUCACAUUGGCAAAAACCAAAUUACAUUAAAAUGCUCUUUGAAGCUAUAGGGCUCAGCUGACUAAGUUGAGUAAAGGGACUCUUUUCAUCUAUCCAGAUCAGCAUCUGCUCUACAAUUUACAAUCUUAGAAACCUGCCUGCAGAACAUAGAAGGUCAGAGCUGGAAGAGCCUUUAGAACAAGAACAUAAGUGGUCGGUAAGAGGACUUUAGAACUCUUAAAUACAGGAUGCCAGAGAUGGGAAGAGCUUUCUAGUCCAGCCAUUUCAUUUCACAUAGGAGGAAACUGAAGUCUAUCAAAAAAAAUGUUGUUACCAAGAUUAAAACUCCAGUCUCCCAGUGUUGCUGAAGACUGAACUCUAUAUUGGUCUCAAUCAAAUGCAAUAAGUACUUAUUAAGUGCUUGCUGUGUGCCAGGAACUGUGUAAAAGAUUGGAGGAAAAAAAAUAAAAAUUUCCCUGCCCUCAAGAAACUUAUAUUCUACUAGGUGGGGGAGGAGGGAGAGGAAAUAAUGUACAAAAAAAGUAAAUGCAAAUUAUAUGCCUGGAAGAUGGAGCAUCUUUGAUCAAUUACCAAGGCCCAAUUUUCCAUGUGACUUUAGAACAGAUAAAUCAAGUCCAUCUAAUGGCUUUACUCUAUCGAUGAGGGCUUCUAUAGGGGUCUGGUACUCUUUGAGGGAUGAGAUGAGAAUGCUCUCAGGGAGUUUCUCCAAGUCCCUCCCUGAGCAAAAAUGACCUCAAGACAUAUGUGAUGAACAGAUUCUAGGUCUAAGGCCAGCAAUUUUGCUUCAAAGCAUGAAGAAGCAAUCUCCCCUGCCAGAAAGAAAAGGAAAGGAGAUCUUCUAAUUGGUCUCUCUCAAUACUUGUUAGCCCGGCCACUUUGGCUAACCAAAGGUUUCUUAUCCUAUAAUUAUUGGGCUUGUAGCUUGACAGAUCUGUUAAUUUGUUGUCCUUUUACUUUCUUUCCCUAAGUACUAGUAAAGCUCUUAAAAAAAAAACUCAGCAACCAAACUGGGUUCAUCUGAGCUAAGGGAAAUAGAGGGGAUUAUCUAAAGCCAAACCAGACCAAGGUUGAUGGUAGAGAUAGAUAUAUAAGGCCUACUCCUGCCCCAGAGCUUUGGGGACCAGCCAUUAAAUAUUGCACUCAGAGUUAUAGAGUUUGAAAAUCUUAGAACUGACUAAAUCUGGCCAGAAUUUCCUGCCUGGGGUCCUGCUUCUUCACACAAGUUCCAGAAAACCUAAGCAUUAUUCACUGCUGGCCCAGUCAAAGGCAGGGACCAUAAGUAUGUUAGAUUCAGUGCCCUGGGUCACACUGUGCCAAGCUAAGUGGUCUUUGAGGUUAUCUUUUUCUAAAACGAACCUAAAAAGAGUUCAUCUCCACAGGAGGAGGGAGAGCCUGGCCCUCCCAGAAAUUGUGUUUUUUCUCACUGCUCACCCAAGAGGCAGGGCCCUCGAGGGGCUCUUGGAUUCCACAUAGCAUUAUUUCUUAUCAUGUUUCAUGGGGAAUGCAAAAAUGCCAUGAUCCACCUUUUCAUUUUGUGUGUAUUGUGACUUUCUUUUCAUCUGCAAGUAUUGAUAAUUUUGAUACCUUAUCUUAAAUCUAAUGUGUUUGACUAAAGGAAUUCUAAAGACUGCAUCAUAGAUGGAUAUAUAACUUCAGUUCUACUUGCUGCAUGUAUGAAAAUAAAUAAAAUCUAUAAUUUAUAGAAA
This is a messenger RNA of Antechinus flavipes (yellow-footed antechinus), 6093 nucleotides long. RefSeq names its product protein kinase C beta (gene PRKCB). NCBI's taxonomy places the organism in Eukaryota, Metazoa, Chordata, Mammalia, Dasyuromorphia, Dasyuridae. The record is from RefSeq and is a predicted model, not a curated record. The coding region runs from base 162 to 2177 and encodes 671 amino acids. Gene Ontology annotation, molecular function: ATP binding; zinc ion binding; diacylglycerol-dependent serine/threonine kinase activity. The transcript has 17 exons. Gene Ontology annotation, biological process: protein phosphorylation.